AGUUCUUACGUAACGUUGUUGACAUCGCGCGCGCGUUUCACGGCCCCCAAAGCAGCUGAGCAGGACCAGUACGGCGCGUUGCACGUAAUGAGGUCGCGCGGAGCGCUCCAUUCAUAACCGGAGAGAAAAUAGGGACACGAGCCGCAUCUUCCGCUUCUGUCCAUCCUGUGCUUCGAUCUUCGGAAGCACAAGCCCUUCCGCUUGGUGUGGUGUGUUUUUGGAGGGCCGGUCCUCCGAGAGAGAGAGGGAGAGAGAGAAAACUAAAUCGUCCUUUUGGAUGUCCAUGUAGGCAUUCUCCCUGGUAGGCGUAAAAGUGGGACAAACUGGUCCCCAUCGCGGCACUACUGCACACAGAGCACCACUAUCAGUGAACGAUGGCUUCGCAGAAUGGGCGCGAAUCCAAGGAUGGCCCGUCGCAAGGUGCUUCCUCCGCGAAUGGUGGCGGUGCACCGCAAAUGCAGCAGCAGCAGGAGCAUUCGUGUGAAAUCUGCGGCAUGUCGGGCCUGUCGGAUGACGCGAUGCGUGACCAUACGCGGCAGUACCACGUGGAGGGCAGUGCCCAGUGUCCGUUCUGCGGAUUGUCCGGGGUCCCGGCAGCCGAGCUUCUGCUCCAUGUGAACCAGGCUCACCUGGACUACCUAACGCCCGAGAACGAGCUGAUGAGCUUUAUCGACGAUCAAACGCCAAGCUUUUGCAGUGUCGAUGGUGAUUCGGACUCCAUCUCGGAUUGCCGCGGUUUGUCGCCCUCGAUCACGUCCGAGCUGCUGACACCGAUCUCGUCGUCCGGAGGGAUGAAGGUGGCUUUCAACGGUAGCAGCACCACCACCACCAUCAUCACGACCACAAACACCAGCAGCAGCAAUAGCAGCGGUAUGCUGCUGUCCAGCGCCAGUGGCGGUAGCUUCACGACCGUUUCGUCCACAACCGUCGGUAGCCACGGCAAUCAUCAACCUGCUCCCGCUGCCCAUCAACCGACCGGUCCGGUACAAACGCAUCAAAACGGUGCGCAGCUGUUGGGCAGCCGGAUGACCGGCAGCUCUUCCACGGCUGCCAGUACCAGCAGCAUGAGCAGCAGCAGGUCUAGCUUGGGCAGUAGUAGCACCAACCUUAGCAAUGGAUUAUCGAACGGUUUAGCGUCGACGGGCCACAGCUCGAACGGGAAAGGCAACAGUCAGCAUUAUCACUUCCCCGACGUUACGAUGGCAGCAGCCGGUGAACCACCGCACACGAACGGUACCGGAGGGAGUAAGGAGGGGGCAGGUGGUUCGGUGAUGAAUGGCGGUGGUGCUGGCUGUACGACACCGGCCGGUGCGGGUGCUGGUGGACAAGGUUCUCCGCUGCGAUCACAGCUCGGGCUGAAGCUUAAAUCACACAAACCGAAUUCGUUCAGCAUACCGGCAGGCAGCGGGUCGGAAGUGGCGAAUGGGUCGGUGGGAGGAACGGGUGGCCCAACCACCAUGACGAUUACAACGACGGCCACAACGAUCACGACGAAGCAGGCGAGUCCACUGCAAUGUCUCCUUUGUCCGUACACCUCCGACAACCCGUCGGUGCUGGAGGAACACAUAAACCGGUCCCACUUUGAUCCGCUCAGCCCGGGUGUGAAUGGUGCCGGUGGAGCGGGUGCCGGAGCUGGAGCAGCUGGUGGAGGCGGAAGCGGACAGCACCUGGACACGCUCAGCGUUCUGCAGUGCCCGAUCUGCAACCGAACGUUUGAGUCGGGUUCGGAUCUGGAGCUGCACGUAAACAUCGAACAUCGGGACAUUCUUAGCCCGGCGAAAGCGGACGGCGGUCGGGCUACGAACGGUACACCGUCCGGUGCGGCAGCACACAACGGCAGUAGCUACGGUGGGAGCAGCAGCAGCCUGUGUCCGGUGUGUGGCAUUUCGUUCGAUCACAUGAAAACGCAGGAAAUGGAGUACCACAUCGAGAAACACUUUUCCAAGAGCCCGCAAAACCCGUUCCAGGGUGGUGCCGUUGGUGGCGGUGGAGGAGCCGGUGGCAACGGUGGUGGCGGCGGCGGUGGUGGUGGUAACAAUGCAUCGACCGUAGCAGUCGAUCUGGAAAAGCAAGCGCAAAAGCUGCGCGAGCAGCGUGAGUUUGAGAUGUUGCGCGCCCAGUACGGUAUGGAUGAUCAGGGCAACUUCCGGGAGCAAUCGGCAGCCGCCAUGCAGCGUGCGGUGUACGCGGGUGAGAUGAGCGUGGCGGAUUAUUACGAGCGACAGGUUGGGCUGCGGGCGGCCGAGUCACAUGGUGUGGAUGAUGGGUCGUCCUGUACGAAGUCGGUAUCGCCACGGGUAUUGUCGCUGUCGUCCUCGUCGCCAAACGUGAUCAAAACGUACGUGUGCUCGAGCGUGGAUCACUAUGCGUCGAGCUAUGGCGAUAAGGGAUGGGGCUGCGGCUAUCGGAACCUGCAGAUGAUGCUUUCGUCGCUGCUGCAGAACACAUCGUACAACGAAGCACUGUAUUCGGCCUGGGGAUCGCAUGGACCGGCACGAACAGCCAUGCCCAGCAUCUCACGCCUGCAACGGAUGGUGGAGGCAGCCUGGGCGCAAGGUUUCGAUAUUCAAGGUUCGGAGCAGCUGGGUUGCAAGCUUUACAACACACGGAAGUGGAUCGGUGCAACCGAAAUCGUGACCGUGCUGUCCUGGUUGCGCAUCCGCUGCGAGCUGGUUGAUUUCCAUCGGCCCACCUCCUCGGACGGACGCCAUCCGGAGCUGUUUAACUGGGUGUUGCGCUACUUCGAGGAGCCGCGCAUCCACACGCCUCCACUGUACCUGCAGCACCAAGGUCACUCACGCACAAUAAUAGGUAUCGAACAGCGCACGUCCGGCCUGUCGCUGCUGGUGCUGGAUCCGAGCCAUGGUCCGCGGCAGGUAGCGGCGCUAGGGUCGUCGCAGGAUUCGUUGCGCUUGAUACGCAAAAAUUCGGCUGCAAUGCGUGCACCCCAGUACCAGGUCGUGGCAGUGAAGGGACUGAUCGAUACCGAGGAUCAGUAUCAGGCUAGCAAAGUGUUGAAAUCAUUACGCAUUCCGCCUGACCGUUGACGAGCUUCGCUGUGCUACCGGCCGGUUCGUCCUGCGGCAUCAGCGAUACCCCGUUUUAACUUCAAACACCUCCGCUACAAUAAUAGUAAUAAUGUCUACCUUCCAAAGGAACCGCACGCGCCGCAGCAAACAGUGAUCGAAAUAUUUUAGUUUUUGAUCCCCUAGAAUCCUACCAAACAUAAGCUUAUAUUCCUUUAGAUGCAACCGCAAGCGACACACUUUGUACCGAUAUUGCAGCAUGCACACCGUGACAGCAAAGCUAACAAACAAACUGUAAAAGCUAGUAUAAGCAACAGGAAGAGAGUGGUGCACACGUUUGGGCUGUAUGUGCUAAGGUGCAUUUGGGUGCAAGGAAAACGGAUCGGUGUGCAGGGAAUUGGGAGGAAAUUGUGUGGAAAUUGCUCGAAGCGCCUCAUGGAACGGUAAAAGUAGAACAAGAUCUUUUGCAGGAUCAUACCAUUGGCGAAAAUAGCUUUUAAACCACAAAACUGGCUUAUUAUGAUUUUAUGUCCUUAUUCUUUUGAUGAUAAGCGGUUCCUUAGUUGAGCGAAGGUUAAAAAAAUACAAAUUAAAGACAAACAACAAGGUCUUCUUUUAUUUUCUUCAGGAUUCCUAUCUCAUAUAUAGGAUAUAAGUUUAUUUAACAUGAUUCUCCCCUGAUGUUGAAUGGAGCACUGCUUAUUAAAUUAUGUCAUUGACUCCUCGAGUUAAUCGAUAAUCUAGGCUUGAGGAGCAUCUAAGGCCAUUUCGAUGAGAAGGCUCGAUGUCCACGAGUCUUCUUCCACUUUACGAUCUCUUGGUAGACUCUUAGCCGACAAAGUAAGAUGUGUUGAACGGCGAGACUUGUUCGAAUAGGAGAAAGAGGGAUAAAAACCCUAAGGGGAAGUCUAGUCCUAAGGGAAGUCGGAAGCUAAAGGCGAUACUACAGUCUCUCAGUCCUCAGUUGAUAGUUCUUAGAUUUGAACUUUAAAGCUAUUUUCGAUUCAAAUUUCACUCAUUUGCUUCCGCUUGCUUACGUUCACUAAACAAGGUUGCUCAAGAAAAUUUUUUCUUCACAAGCAACUCAAAGGAUUCCGAUUCCGAGUUUGGUGGUCCUGCAAAAAAAAAAAAAAAACAAUCGGUAAAAUCGGGUUCAGCUAAGACAUGUGAUGUAAUUACGCCAUUCGGAACAUUCUUUAAAAAAAAACAUUUCUAGGCAAAGAAAAAAAACACACACUAAAUGUACACUUUAAAAUAAGCUAGAUCACAUACGCGCGAGGAAUGUGCAAAGGAAUGCAAAAAAAAAAAACAAAAAACCAAGUGAAAGAAUUACUAACAACUAACGGUAGCACACAUGACAAUCCUUUUCCUCCCUGAACAAACAGAGAAAAACAGAUACCUUCAAAAAUAAAACAUAAAAAGCGCGAAGUAUAUAGAGAAAAGCGCCUAAAAACGAAAAGACAAAGCAAAGACGAGACACAACCAACACGUACCACACACCCCUGCAGCAACAAGAGUGAUCCUAGAAAAACUUUCAAUUAAAGGAUUGUGAUAUGUAAUAACAAAAGAUCGAGCCGAGCAGGCUAAUAAUUGCCGCGCUCCAGGGGGAGAUAUACAGCUUAACGAUUGGUUUAUCAAAAAAAAAAAAAUGACUUGGAAUAUUGCAAUAUUCAAGUGGAACCGUGAAAUUCAAAAACAAACCCGCUUAAAAUGCACAAUACGGUACAAACAGUAAUACAAUUCGGUAAAGAAAAGCAACACACAAACGAGAAUGUCGUUCUUAACGCCUGUACGUAUGCUAUGUACCUUUGCGCCGAUCGGUAUAAAAUUUUCAAACGA
Molecule: messenger RNA, 4865 nt
Organism: Anopheles stephensi (Asian malaria mosquito)
Lineage: Eukaryota; Metazoa; Arthropoda; Insecta; Diptera; Culicidae
Product: zinc finger-containing ubiquitin peptidase 1-like
Exons: 7
Coding region: 375-3047 (890 amino acids)
Biological process (GO): regulation of gene expression
Cellular component (GO): nucleus
Source: RefSeq, a predicted model, not a curated record